Zingiber officinale is the source of this 1220-nucleotide messenger RNA. RefSeq lists its product as uncharacterized. Gene Ontology annotation, molecular function: protein dimerization activity. Lineage: Eukaryota; Viridiplantae; Streptophyta; Magnoliopsida; Zingiberales; Zingiberaceae. The transcript has 3 exons. Bases 103 to 861 code for a protein of 252 amino acids. The record is from RefSeq and is a predicted model, not a curated record.
AGAUGGAACAUUCGACUCCAUCGACCUUUGCACGCAGCCGGAUAUUUCUUGAAUCCAGAGUGUUUUUACUCAAACCCUGACAUAGAAAAUGAUACAGAAGUGAUGGAGGGUUUGUACAAGUGCAUAUCUAGAUUGGUGAGAGGUGAGGAUUUACAAGAUAAGAUCACGAAUCAAUUGGAAAAAUACAAGAAAGCAGAAGGACUUUUUGGUUUGCCAAUGGCUAUCCGACAAAGGACUUUAAAAUCGCCAGCUGAUUGGUGGUCUUCUUAUGGUGCAUCAACGCCUGAAUUAAAAACAUUUGCAAUGAAGAUUUUAAACCUCACGUGCUCUUCUUCAGGCUGUGAACGUAAUUGGAGUAUUUUUGAACAUAUACAUUCUAAGAAAAGAAAUAGGUUGUCUCAACAACGGUUGAAUGAUUUGGUAUAUAUCAAGUACAAUAGAGCUUUGAGGAGAAGAUACGACAUGCGAGAUAAGAUUGAUCCUAUUACUUUGUCAGAGAUAGAUGAUAGUAAUGAAUGGUUGUUGGGAAAAUUGGAUGACAGUGAUAAAGACGAUGAUAAUGAUUUUGUCUUUGAAGGUGAAGAUUUGCGUUGGAGUGAUGUAGCACAAGCAUCUGGGGUUGGUGAAAGUGCAUAUGGCUUUCGAUCUCGAAAUGCGUCUUCUUCUUCAAAAGGGACAUCAUCAUCUGCAUUAGCAAAAAGAAAGCAGUCUUCAGCUCAAACUAGUCUUGUAAAUGAAGAAGAAAUUAAUCUUGAUAAUGAAACUGAAGAAGAAGAUACUGAUGGAUACAAAUCAAGCGAUGGAGCUGAUGACAUAGAUUUGGACAAUGAAGAUGAAGAAGAUGAUUAUUUUGAUAUUUGAUAUUUCAUGUAUCAUAUUUUCAAAGACUUUUAAUUUUCAGUAAUCUGCAACUUCAUCAAAGAAUAUUUUGUUUAUGGUUAUUUGGAUUUUCAAAGACAUUUUGAAAGUUUUUUUAAUAGAUAUAAUAGCCCUUUUGUUUAUUAUGUUCUUUUCCGUAAAGCCCGCGCUUCGCCUUGCGCUUUGCGCUUUAAGCCCCAAGACCCUUGAGCGCUUUUUUGCGCUUCGCGCUUUUGACAACUAUGCUCUUACUCCAUGACUUGCCAAAUAAUCCACCACAUUCUAGACUUCAUAAGCAAAGCCGACAUUAGGUGUAUUAGAUAAACGACCUACCAGUCCUCUGGUGACUAAUAGGUUUGCUU